AUAUUUUAGCUGUACUUUAAAUAUAAAUUCAGAUUUACAGGAAAAGCAGAGAAAAUAUGUAUUAUUAAGCUUAUAAGUUUAUUAAAUCAUAUUAGUUAUUAUUAAAUGUGAGUUUCUGCAGGAGAAAUCCAAAACUCUGCCUAGAAUGGAAACCAGCAGGAUCAUCUCAAAUGACAAAGCAACGGUGGUCAUCCAAGUAAAUCCACAGGCGGCACAAAAUGCUGUUAUUUGUGAUGAUGGACAGGAGGCCAGAGGAGCACAUCACAAUACGGCUCUUGAGGGAUUUUUUAAAGCACAACCAAAGGCACUGGGGACUGUCCAGAUAAUGAUCGGAGUGAUGAUCUUCCUACUUGGUAUUGUACUCAACAUAAAUGUCUACCAUUUCGGGACUCUUUAUGUCUAUAGUGGAAUAACGUACUGGGGAUCUUUCAUUUACAUCAGCGCUGGAUCUCUGUCUGUUGCUGCGCAGAAUAAACUUCAUCCCUGUGUGGUGAAAGCCUCUCUUGGAAUGAAUGUGAUCAGUGCCAUAACUUCAGCGAUAGCCGUUCUUCUGAUGGGCAUACAGAUAAGAAUCGAUUCAAUGGGAUAUCCAAGUUGCUACUAUUCAUAUAGUUACUCUGAAAAUGACAUCUGUAUAUAUUUUGAGAGAUAUGGUUGGGGGAUCAUUGGAAUAAUGAUGGUGUUAUCCAUCCUUCAGUUCAUCAUCUCCAUCUGUAUCUCAGGCUUUGCCUGCAAAGCCACCUGCAACAGAGACUCUACAGUGGUCAAUGUGGCACUAAACCAGCGAUACUGAAUCACAGUGAGAAGAUCUUACUGUUUAAAGGUUGCAAGAAAUUAAUAUCAUGUAAAAAAAAAAAAAAAAAAAAAAAAAUUGGCCUCAUAGUAUACUUCUGUAUUCAUAAUAUACUCCUGUAUUUUCAUUUCAUAUUUGACAUUGGCCAAAGUUUGUAAUUA
Molecule: messenger RNA, 954 nt
Organism: Megalobrama amblycephala (Wuchang bream)
Lineage: Eukaryota; Metazoa; Chordata; Actinopteri; Cypriniformes; Xenocyprididae
Product: membrane-spanning 4-domains subfamily A member 4A-like
Exons: 6
Coding region: 146-793 (215 amino acids)
Cellular component (GO): membrane
Source: RefSeq, a predicted model, not a curated record